AUGGACCUCCACCGCCCCUUCAAGAUGGACAGCCCCUCCUACCUGCCAGCUCCACUGGCCUCACCCGCCCUGAUGGUCCUCGCCUCCACCGCCGAGGCCGGCCGAGAUGCCUCCGUCCCCUGCCAGGCUCCCAGGCCCUUCGGCGUCCCCGCCUCCGUGGAAAAAGACCUCCACCUCCCCUUCCCCUCGGCCUCUUACACCUUCACCUCCAUGUAUCAGCGGCAGGGCCCCAUGUCGGGCACCUUUCCCUCCCGAGACUUCCCGGCCUCCCUGCUCCACCUGCACCCCCAGUUCACCCCACCAAACCUGGACUGCUCCACCCUGAGCAUGCUCAACCACAGCGGGGUGGGCGCCUUCCGGCCUUUCUCCUCCCCGCAAGAGGAGAGGGAGUCGGGGGUUUACCAGUCAGCUUUCACCCCUGCCAAGAGGCUGAAAAGCUGCUUCCCGGAGGUGGAGGGGAAGGAGUUUGACUUCGGCUCCCCGGGAGGCUCCCUCAAAGCUGGGGAGGACUCAGGGAGGAAGCUGUUCUCCAUGUCCGGCCUGCUGUCGGAUGGAGAGGCUUCGUCGAGCCCGGAGGAGCGCAAAGAGCACAGCAAAGUGAAGGGUCUCUAUGAUGCUCAGGCUCCCAUGUGUCCAGUCUGCCAGGCUGUUCUGCGACCAGGAGAGCUGCAGGACCACAUGGAGCAGGAGCUGACCAAACUGGCCCAGCUACAAAUCAGUGCCACUCCAGCGCAGGCCGACCACCUCAUGAGGACGCCGAAGUCUCUCUCGCUCUCUCUUCACAUCAAGCGUGAAGGAGGCUCUCCCACCUCGCCCCCUCGGCCGUCUGAGGACACCCACUCCGACAGAUACCAGACGUUCCUCCGCGUGCGGGCCAACAGACACACCAGACUCAAUGUCGAUGACCUCUGCUGGUGCAGGUGCUACGUCAAAUCUGCCCCAUUACGCCCCCACAGCGCAGGAGCCCACCUAGACUGCACACAAGCUGUCAGGAUCGGGAAGCUGAAGAGGAGGAAACCAGAAGAGGGACAGGAGGGUUCAGCGGACUUGGCGCCGUUGGAGGGCGAGUGGAACGAGAGGAGAAGGAUACAGAUGACGUCUAUAGUCGGAGGCUUUAAAGGUGCAGUCUUGGUGAGCACGACUUCCAAAGAGUGUCGGGACAGCGACGCAGACCUGGACGUGGAUGGAGACGACACUCUGGAGUACGGCAGGGCGCAAUACACAGAGACAGACGUCAUCCCCUGCUCAGGAGAAAGCUCCAAGGACACAGCAGUGAACAGCAGCAGCAGCAGCACGGUGCCUGACUCCAGAGUAAAUCCAGAGUUUUCCAAAUGGUCAGAUGACGGGAGUCCAUCUACGAGCAGCGGAGACAAAGUGGACGGCAGCGGAGCCGGUCUCCCCAAAACCUGCAGAAACGCUGAGAUCGAAGCGCUCUCCGAGGAUUCCACGCUGACAACUCUGGAUGCACUUAAAGCUCGGAUACGGGAUUUGGAGAAACAGCUGUCUAAAGGAGACAGAUUUAAAUGCCUCAUCUGCAUGGACACCUACACAACCCCUCUCACCUCCAUCCAGUGCUGGCACGUUCACUGCGAGGAGUGCUGGCUUCGGACGCUGGGAGCAAAGAAGCUGUGUCCUCAGUGCAACACCAUCACCUCACCUGGAGACCUGAGGCGGGUCUUCCUGUGA
Molecule: messenger RNA, 1686 nt
Organism: Chelmon rostratus (copperband butterflyfish)
Lineage: Eukaryota; Metazoa; Chordata; Actinopteri; Chaetodontiformes; Chaetodontidae
Gene: rnf220b
Product: ring finger protein 220b
Exons: 15
Coding region: 1-1686 (561 amino acids)
Biological process (GO): protein ubiquitination
Molecular function (GO): metal ion binding; ubiquitin protein ligase activity
Source: RefSeq, a predicted model, not a curated record